AUGGGUCUCACUUACAAUAUCUACCUGACCUCGAACAAGAUCUUUGGUUGCAAGACCUGCAAGACCCACCUUGCAGACUACCAUGAUAUCGUAAGCCGGAACUUCCGCGGUCAGCACGGGAAAGCAUACCUAUUCAAUACCGUUGUCAAUGUCAACCAGUCUGACGCUGUGGAGCGUAGUAUGACGACCGGUCGACACAUUGUGCGCGACAUCUCCUGCCGCCAGUGUAAUGAAACGGUAGGAUGGAAGUACGACAAGGCAUACGAGGCCAGUGAGAAAUAUAAGGAGGGGAAAUUUAUCCUAGAGGAGGAGUUACUUUGCAAUGUGAACUGA
This is a messenger RNA of Penicillium verhagenii, 333 nucleotides long. RefSeq names its product putative Yippee zinc-binding protein Moh1. The record is from RefSeq and is a predicted model, not a curated record. Lineage: Eukaryota; Fungi; Ascomycota; Eurotiomycetes; Eurotiales; Aspergillaceae. Gene Ontology annotation, cellular component: ubiquitin ligase complex. Bases 1 to 333 code for a protein of 110 amino acids. The transcript has 2 exons.